GGAAGUUGCGUUUCCUCCAUUUUGUGGCUCGCUAUGGCGGCUGUGUUGAAGUUACGAAGAGGAUGCGGCGCCUUUGACUGAGAGGGUAGGCCAGGCGAGGCAUCAGGGACGUUGUUCGGCACAGCAGCAGACCGGCCCGGACGUCGUGGACGCUGUCAUGUACGGUGCCGGCGGGGGCCGCGCCAAGGCGGAGAGGAAAGGCGGAGUGAAGGAGGAGGCCGGGCCCGGUGGCACCGGCACUGGGGGCAACCGGGUGGAGCUUCUGGUUUUCGGCUAUGCCUGCAAGUUGUUCCGCGACGACGAGCGGGCUUUGGCCCAAGAACAGGGACAGCACCUCAUCCCCUGGAUGGGGGACCACAAGAUCCUCAUCGACAGGUCGGUUCCUCCCCCCACCCGUCGACCCUCCCCUCCCUCGCCCGCUUGAUUUCGCCUGAUGUUGACUUGAUGGCCAGGACCGAAAAGGGGGUUUUGCGGAGCCCGGGGACUCGGGGGCCUCCCUGCCCCCACGUUCCCCGGCGUCCGGGGGGAGGGGACGGUGAAACCGGCCCUAAGGCUCCGGCCAGAGCUGGCGCCGCGCCGUCGCCGGAGGGAUCGACUCUGCUCCCGCAACCCCUCGAGCCCGGGCUGCUGCUGGCGACUCAGCGCGGUGGAAGCUGCCCGGGCCUCCCGCCCGCGCCGUGGGGCGGGUGCCGCUGUCCCUCCGCUGGCUGUGCGGGAGGGAGCCCGGGAGUGCGCUUUUGUUCCUCCGAAACGCCGCACGCCGAGGCCGUGGGUAGAAGCUUCUUUUGGACCCCGUGAGUUAGCCUGAACUGUCUCUGGCCGGCUUGACUUUUGGCGUCCGGCGAGCCCUUCCCCGCGGUUAUGCGACCAUUUGACCAACCGCGGUAGUGGGUGAAGUUGCUGUCUGUUGGAAGCCGGUCGACCCCGUGCGGACCUUGCUCUUAGGGGUAGCGUGCUUAGAGCUGGUUUCACUGUUUUCUAAAACUGAAGGGUGGAGCUGGGUUUACCUUUGUGUUGUUUCUUUUCAAAUCACAUCCACUGAAGGGCACCCUGAGUUGAGGGUAAAGGGGUGGGAAUGUGGAUUUCUGAAGGUGUUUGAUUUGAAAAGAAUGGCAUUACAUGAUUGGGUGGUUUGCUCCCCACCUACCUCUCUUCUCAUUUUUUCAGUCCCUCUUUCCUCCUCCACCAUCCCGGGUUUGGGUAUUUGUCCUUCCGUUGGGCAAUAGUGCUUCUGGGGCCAGGACUGAAAGGUUCACUUGAGCAACUAUUAAGCUGUGGAGUGGUUUUCUCCAAGUGAAGGAAAUCCAUCGUUUGAGACAAGUAAAACUGGAUUCUGCAAAGACUUGGAACUUGCAUGACUGUAGGGAUUACCUCUGAGCUGGCCAGAACGGACAAGUUAAUGACCAGUAGGCCUUUAUGAUCCCUGACAUCUCCAUUUGGGGAGAGAUCUAGGAAGAAAGGACUUGUGAAGGGAGUGUUGCAGAUCAGAUCGGCUCUAGGUCUGAUGGUCCUCUCUGCUGGAAUAUGCUAUGCCUUUGAACCUCGGUUGAUAGCAAGUGAUGAUCCUUGCCAGGCUCUGGUGGUGACGUGUACUGUUAAAAGUUGGGCAAAUGCUGAAACCUCUACUCCGUAUGCAGUUCCCGUAUCAUUCUGUGCAUGAUUUGAGUUAGAUCUCCCAAAACCGGUGGGGAGCAAACACCACACAUGUAUAUGUGUAAUAUUUGAAAAUAAUACAUUUGUAAGUUAAGGAGGUUUACAAUCAAAGAUAAACAAAUUUUGAUAAUAAAAUGAAACUGUUGGGGUUCCCAGGAAUUUUUGGCCUUUUUCCUGUGGUGUACAUUUUCCUUCCCUAAUUUAGUCUCUAUCACAAAAGUAAACAUUAAUAAAUCAUGCAAACUUUGGUUUGUCGCUCCACAUUCACCUAUGCAACCUAAAUUUGAGAUUUAAACUUCACUAACUCAUUUAUUGUCUGGCAGUUGUACAUUGACAGCAUCUCCAUUGAGUCUUAUGUUCAAACAUAGCAAAAAGUGCUCUUCUUAAUCCUAAUUUGGUAAAGUACCCAUUGGUCUUCAACAAUGCGUCUUCAUCCUGGGACUUAAAGGGAUAUACUGAUGCCUUCCGAUGGUUUUGCCAUGUUUGCAGUGAACCUCCUUAAACUGCAUGUAUAUGUCACUGUUCCUUUGUAUGUGUGUCUCUCUACCACAUAACCCAGCACUUCUCUCCUCAGCCAAGUGGCUAGGGGCGAGCCUAGCCAAGAUUUUACCUCCAAUGGACGCAAGUUUCUUUGGUGAAGAUCUCUCCUGAGAGUUCGGGACUAGCAGGAAGAAGCGAGGAAAUUUCGCCCGUUUGGUUCUGUCGGAUAGGUAUUUAUGGACUCGGUCUGUGUGAAUGUAAGCUGUAAUAUUUAACUACUGAGAACAGAUAUUUUUUGCAAGUGGCAUUGAAUGGUUGGCCAAAGCAUACAUGGUAAGAACUGCUAGCAAGGGGGAUACGUUUUCUACCCUAAAGGAUUGUCUGCCUUUAGCUCUAAGUUCUGUUGUGCUGUAGAGAGCUGCUUAGAGUUUGUUAUGAUUACUCCAGUUAAAAGUAGGUGAGAGAUGAUUAGUCACGUUAAGUAUAAAUCUGAAGCUUUGCAUUUGUUUUAAUAUUUUUAUUUUAUUAUUUUAAGUAUUUGGUAAGUAUGUGCAUAGAGUGUCACACACAACCAGCAUGGGUGUAGACUUCCCUCCAGUGACCAGCCUGUUCACAUUACAGAUACGACGGGCGUGGUCACCUGCAUGACCUCUCCGCCUACGAUGCUGAGUACGCCACGUGGAACCGAGACUACCAGCUGUCUGAAGAGGAGGCGCGGGUAGAGGCGCUGUGUGAUGAAGAGAGAGGAAGAAUACAAAAGAUUGAGUGAAGCGCUGGCGGAGGAUGGGAACUACAGUGCCGUAGGGUUCACUUACGGCAGUGACUAUUACGACCCGUCAGAGCCCACAGAGGAGGAGGAGCCCUCGAAGCAGAGAGAAAAAAGUGAGGCUGAAAACUUGGAAGAAAAUGAGGAGCCUUUCAUCGCCCCUUUAGGACUAAGCGUCCCGUCUGACGUGGAGCUGCCACCAACAGCCAAAAUGCAUGCCAUCAUCGAGCGCACAGCCAACUUCGUAUGCAAGCAGGGAGCACAGUUCGAGAUCAUGCUGAAGGCCAAGCAAGCACGGAACUCACAGUUCGACUUCCUGCGGUUUGAUCACUACCUCAACCCCUACUACAAGUUCAUCCAGAAAGCCAUGAAGGAAGGACGGUACACGGUGCUAGCUGAGAGCAAGAGCGAGGAGAAGAAAAAGUCUGGGCCAACCUCCGACAAUGAAGAGGAAGAUGAUGAGGAAGAUGGGAGUUACCUGCACCCGUCUCUCUUUGCUUCCAAGAAGAGCAGCCGCCUGGAAGAGCUGAUGAAGCCCUUGAAGGUGGUAGACCCGGAUCACCCUCUAGCAGCCCUUGUCCGGAAAGCACAGGCUGACAGCUCAGCCCCGGCCCCACCCACUGCAGAUGGCACUCCUGCUCAGCCCUCCCAGGUGGAGUACACGGCAGACUCAACCGUGGCAGCCAUGUACUACAGCUACUACAUGCUGCCAGAUGGCACCUACUGCCUGGCACCACCCCCACCCGGGAUCGAUGUGGCUACUUACUACAGCACCCUUCCUGCUGGGGUGACUGUGUCCAGCUCACCUGGUGUGACCACGACUGUACCACCACCUCCUGGGACCACACCUCCUCCACCCCCAACCACAGCUGAGUCAAGCAGCGGGGUUACCUCCACAACCACCACCACAAGUGCGCUUGCUCCCGUGGCCAUCAUACCCCCGCCCCCUGACAUCCAGCCUGUGAUUGACAAGCUGGCAGAGUACGUCGCCAGAAACGGCCUUAAAUUUGAGACCAGUGUUCGAGCCAAGAACGAUCAGAGAUUUGAAUUCCUUCAACCCUGGCACCAGUACAACGCCUACUACGAGUUUAAGAAGCAGUUCUUCCUGCAGAAGGAAGGAGGCGGUAGCACACAGGCAGCAUCAACAGCUGAAGAGGCUCCCACAGAAACCGCUGUUGAAGAGUCAAGUGAAGCUGGAGAGGACGGCGCUCCUGAGGGUAUGGCAGAGACUGGGGGAAGAGGCAGCGGGAAGAAGGAGGCUGGGUCCAGCAAGAGCACCGUGGACGGGAAGCUGGUAAAAGCUUCUUUUGCUCCAAUAAGCUUUGCCAUCAAAGCCAAAGAAAAUGACCUACUUCCCCUGGAAAAAAACCGCGUCAAGCUGGACGAUGAUAGUGAGGAAGAUGAGGAAAGCAGGGAGUGCCAGGAAAGCACAAGCAGUGUGGCCAACCCCAGCCCAGCCGCAGCCCCUCCCUCUGCAGUGGUGGAGGAGAAGAAACCGCAGCUUACCCAAGAGGAGCUCGAAGCUAAGCAAGCAAAACAAAAGCUGGAGGACCGCCUUGCUGCUGCCGCCCGGGAAAAGCUAGCUCAGGCGUCCAAGGAGUCGAAGGAGAAGCAGCUUCAGGCUGAACGGAAGAGGAAAGCUGCUUUGUUUCUGCAGACCUUAAAAAACCCUCUUCCAGAUGCAGAAGUUGGAAAACUUGAGGAGAGCACUUUCGGAGUUGAGGAAACUGGUGUCAUGCCCUGUCCUCUGCUGGUUGGAGGUAGAACCCUGCCCAUGUUGGAAGGGAAGCCUCCAGAAAGGCCUUCAAGUAGAUGCAGAGACCCACCAAGAGAAGAAGAAAGAGAGAAGAAGAAGAAGAAGCACAAAAAACGGUCUCGAACGAGGUCCCGCUCCCCCAAGUACCACUCGUCUUCCAAGCCCAGGUCUAGAUCCCACUCAAAAGCAAAGCACUCCCUGCCCAGUGCCUACCGGACAGUGCGGCGGUCGAGGUCACGGUCUCGGUCCCCAAGAAGGAGAGCUCACUCUCCAGAGAGACGACGGGAAGACAGGAGUGUCCCCACAGCCUACCGGAUGAGCGGCAGCCCUGGAGUCAGCAGGAAACGGACCCGUUCCAGAAGUCCCCAUGAGAAGAAGAAGAAACGGCGCUCACGCUCUCGCACCAAGGCCAAGGCCCGGUCGCAGUCAACUUCCCCGAGUAAACAGGCAGCACAGCGUCCCUCGGCCCACUCAGCCCACUCGGCCAGCAUCUCUCCUGUGGAGAGCCGAGGUUCCUCCCAGGAACGAUCCAGGGGGGUUUCUCAGGAAAAAGAUGGCCAGAUCUCCUCAGCAAUCGUCUCCUCUGUGCAGAGCAAAAUAACUCAGGAUCUCAUGGCCAAAGUAAGAGCAAUGCUCGCAGCUUCAAAAAACCUGCAGACCAGCGCGUCCUGAGAGGGCAGCCACGGAGCCAGCCCCUGGCGAGCAGCAUGGCUGUGGCCCUGGCUGUGGCUACAGGUGCUGGGCUACUGCUCAGAGCAGCCACAGUCCAGAAGUCAGAAGCUGAGCUGCAAGCUCUGUGCCGACCUCCAUGCGGCUCUCCAGGUUCUCCAGCCCAACUCCCUGGGUCAGUCGGUGGCUUUUGUAAAUUUUUGGUGACAUUUUCUGUUUCAGAUUUUUGACCAGCAGUCUCUUACCUGUAUAUAUGUAAAUAUAUCAUGUUUCUGUGAAAAUGUAUUAUCAAAUAAAAUGGGAAACACCUUUUCUAGCUAGCA
Molecule: messenger RNA, 5647 nt
Organism: Rattus norvegicus (Norway rat)
Lineage: Eukaryota; Metazoa; Chordata; Mammalia; Rodentia; Muridae
Source: RefSeq, a predicted model, not a curated record